Messenger RNA from Klebsormidium nitens, 1802 nucleotides. Lineage: Eukaryota; Viridiplantae; Streptophyta; Klebsormidiophyceae; Klebsormidiales; Klebsormidiaceae. The record is from the annotation of a GenBank genome assembly.
GCGGUCUGCAGCUCAACCGUCUUCCCCACACGGCACCGUCCAACCUUCGCCUUGAAGCGUUCACUCUUGUGGGCUAGGGCAACAGUGAACCCUGUACAGUGUAAGUCCUUGAAGUUCAGCCUACAGGCCAGCUCAGAACUGAUUGCCCCGGAGGAUUCAGAAGAUGCGCAGCACCACUAUGCUUGGCUGCUCUGAUGGAGCCUACCUUAGGCGCACUAACGAUGCACAACUGUCGGUAUAGACUGGAGGCGUGUCCGCGAGGGACCUGUAGAAGGGUGCAUUGAUUGACACACAUUGGCGGGGCUCCAGCAUGCCCGGUGCGAACAGCGUCAUCGAGAUCACUGAGCUGCCCUUGCCCCUCCCCCGCCCCCUCAGCCCAGCACGCAGCGCGCCCGCCAAGCGAUGGCCCCGUCUCCUGGGCUUGCUCUUCUUGGCGUUUGCAGCGUUUGCACUCAUCACCACCGGCGCCAGCACCGCCGCAGUGCACUACGGAGUGGAUGUCAAUGAUCUGGGCAAGAGACAGAUCCUGCCAGGCCUGCUCAGGGCGCUCUUCAUUGACGGCUGCCUCUUGUCAGCAGCAGGUUGCAGGGCAGACAACCGGGACAGGCGACCACAGUCCAGCGGAAUCACGGAGGGGACAGAGCAGGCCGCGCAGCUGGCCAGCGCCCUCAAGUUUAAGCCCAAGGAGGUCCCUGGCGUACACGAGGAAGCGGCAGCUGACCAGGUGCUGAAGGAGCUCAGCGGAGCAGAAGCCAGUCAGGUGUGGCACACAAUGAACGACACGCAGCUGUUUGCCGCUGCGCUGGCAGCUGCAGAGGGGGCAGCCGAGCCUGCUGCCGGGGCUGCCAAGGUGGCCUUCAUGUUCCUGACCAGGGGGGAGCUGCCGCUGGCGCCACUCUGGACCCGCUUCCUCAGAGGGAAGGAAGGGCGGUACUCCAUCUACGUGCAUGCGCACCCUGACUACACUUUCGGUGUUGGCCCCGACCUGUUCCGCAAGGGGCGCAUCCCCAGCCAGCCGGUGAGCUGGGGCAGCAUGGCCAUGGUGGACGCGGAGCGGCGGCUGCUGGCCAACGCACUGCUGGACCGCGCCAACGCCGCCUUCAUCCUGCUCUCCGAGUCAUGCGCGCCCAUCGCCGCCUUUGAUGACAUCUAUACCUACCUCACCAGCACGCAUCUCAGCUUCAUUGAAGCGUUCGACGACCCGAGCCCGCAGGCGCGUGGCCGUUACCACCCCGGCAUGCAGCCAGAGAUCAGCAUGGAGCAGUGGCGCAAGGGGCGCCAGUGGUUUGAGGUGACGCGGGAGCAUGCUGCGGCCAUCGUUGGCGACACGGUGUACUACCCCAAGUUCCGGGACUUCUGCACGGGCGAUGCCGAGCACCAGUUCUGCUAUCCUGACGAGCACUACUUGCAGACGUUCGCCUACAUCACGCUGCGGCACGAGAUAGCCAACCGCAGCCUGACGUACGUUGACUGGUCGCGCGGGGGCUGGCACCCCGCCACCUUCGGCUUCUGGGAGGCCACCGAGGAAUGGCUCCGCGCGAUCAAGGCUCGAGGGGAGUGCGACUGGAGUGGGCGACCGGGGCAAUGCUUCUUGUUUGUUAGGAAGGUCGACCGCACCGCGCUCAGACCCUUGAUGCAGAUGAGCGAUGAUGUGCUUGGCUAUCGAUAACCCCCGUUGCUUGGGUUCGCAUCUGUCCUCUUUUAAAUGCAACUUCUGAUUUUGACACACUGCAAUUCUCAUCAGUGGAUUCGUGGAUCAUCUUUAGUACUUUCUCGCCGUUGCUUCUCCUUUUUUCUCCCCC